Molecule: messenger RNA, 2701 nt
Organism: Xyrauchen texanus (razorback sucker)
Lineage: Eukaryota; Metazoa; Chordata; Actinopteri; Cypriniformes; Catostomidae
Product: Wilms tumor protein homolog
Exons: 9
Coding region: 301-1554 (417 amino acids)
Biological process (GO): negative regulation of cell population proliferation; negative regulation of apoptotic process; regulation of transcription by RNA polymerase II
Cellular component (GO): nucleus
Molecular function (GO): DNA-binding transcription factor activity, RNA polymerase II-specific; RNA polymerase II cis-regulatory region sequence-specific DNA binding
Source: RefSeq, a predicted model, not a curated record
CCUACCCCAAACUCUCCUGAUCCCUGUCUAUGCUUUUCUCCUAAAGCUUCACCAGGGCUGUCCACUGCAGCGUCCAUCUCAGCCAAUCACACAACCCUUUGCACUGGACAUCUUCUAGGAUUUCUUCAGGGGCAGAAUGCCUGAAUGCAAGUUCUUUAUCGUGGAGAUUUAGGAGGUUUUAUUCUUUAUUCGCAAGUUCUCAGAUGAGGAUCCCUUUACUUUCUUCUUGAAGCCUAGUCCCAGAUUUGUGUUUUAGGUUUUUAAGAAUUAGGUUUUUUGGAAUUAAAAACUUCCUUCUAAAUGCUGACCGAGUCUUGUGGUCUGAUGGGAUCGGACAUCAGAGAUCUGAGCACUCCGCUUCCAGCGGUCCCUACGCUGCCGGGGGGGACCACUAACUCUUCCCUGCCUGUCAGCGGAGCUCCGCAGUGGGGGCCGAUACUGGACUUUCACCCUGGCUCCCCGUACGGAUCUUCGCCAUCCCAGUCGUUCGUCAAACAGGAGCCGGGCUGGGGGGGCACAGACCCUUACGAGGAUCCCCACUGUGGUUCAGGGGCCUUCACUGUACACUUCUCAGGCCAGUUCACAGGGCCUGGAGGCUACAGGCAUGGUGCUAUCACAGAUUCUCCCUCCAGCCAGAGCAGGAUGUUCUCCGGUGGACCCUAUCUUCCAGGCCGCAUGGAGAGCCCUCCUGCCCCGCAUAACCAGGGAUAUGGUAUGGUAGCACUAGAUGGAGCUCCUAGUUACAGUCACACACCAGCACAACACACUCCACCAUUCCCCAACCAUGCCUUCAAACAAGAGGACCCCAUGUCCCCGCAAAGCACCAUGGGUGAGCAGCAGUACCCCGUCACCCCAAAUGUAUAUGGAUGCCUCAGUCCCCCUGACAGUCAGACCUUACUUUUGAGAAAUGCCUUCAACAGUGAUAAUCUGUACCAAAUGGCAUCCCAACUGGAAUGUGUGACCUGGAACCCCGUCAGCUCACUGACACCCAGCAUCAAGAGUCACAGUGCGAGUUAUGAGAGUGAACCUUCUGCGGGAUUGGCUUCUGUGGUGUACAGUUGCAACACCCAGUAUCACAUACACACACAUGGUGUGCUUAGAGGACUACAGGAUGUACGGAGAGUACCAAGCAUCGCUCCCUCAAUUGUGAAAUCAUCGGAGACCAGUGAGAAACGUCCGUUUAUGUGUUCAUACGCCAGCUGCAGUAAGAGAUACUUCAAAAUGUCCCACCUGCUGAUGCAUGAAAGGAAACACACAGGAGAGAAGCCCUACCAGUGUGACCAUCCAGGCUGCGGCUGCAGGUUUUCCAGAUCUGAUCAGCUAAAGAGACACCAGCGCAGACACACAGGAUUCAAACCCUUUCAGUGUGAGACAUGUCAAAGAAAGUUUUCUCGCUCAGACCAUCUUAAGACCCACACUCGGACUCAUACAGGUGAGAAGCCAUUCACUUGUCGCUGGUCCAGCUGUCAGAAGAAGUUUGCCCGCUCAGAUGAGCUGGUUAGACAUCACAGUAUGCAUGAGAGGAAUCUGACCAAACUCCAGUCUUGUGUUUGAGACACAAACUCUGUACAUACACAAAUAUACUGUAUAUAAACAUACAGAUGCAGAGAUACUCUCAAGAGUAAAGAUAAACUUGUUUGUUCAAUACAGGGAAGCUUUGAAAAUGAAGUAAAGAAAAACAUGUGGAAUUCACUAAAUACAUACAAAUAUUUGGGACAAAUAUUUUUUCCCAGGUUGCAUCUGAUAUGGUACAGUGCCAUUUACAAAAGGUGUCAGUUGACUGUGUAUGCAUCAGUCACUUUUUGCAUCAUCUCAUUUUCUAAAUUGAAUUAAAUAUAUUUUUACAUAAAUGGAAAGUUGAUUGCACUGGAUAUACUUGUAUUCAAAAUGUUUAAAUGUGCUGGGUCAUUUAAAUCGUUUAAACAUUUGGAAUUAAUUCCUAAUUCAUUUUGGAAAAUUUUAAUUGGACAAUUUGAAACAAAAAGCACUGUAAUUUCUGUAUAUAAUAUUUGUUAAGUGACAGCAGUCUUUUUAAAAUAACUUUUGUAUUAAACUACACACAAAAUCCUCAGGAUAACGGUGUACAGAACAUUGACAUUUUUUACAGAACACAAUUUUUUCAUAUUGUGUUGAAUGGAAGGAAACAUUAUGCUUUAGGGGAUAGUUUAAGCAAAAAUUAAAUUUCAGUCAUUUAUAUCCCAUGUUGUUCUAAACCCUUAUUUUUGGAAUGGUUUCUUUUUCAGUACACAAAGGGAGAGAUUUUGAAAUAAUGUUUUGCUCAGUGAUGUCAUACAGUGGCAGUAGAUGGUGACCACCAGUUCAAGAUUCAAAAGGACACAAAAGUAUAAUUCAGAUGUCUGAUAAAUAAUUACAUGAGCUCUUUAUUUACUUGGUAAAUCUUUACAAUAAGGUUACAUUUGUAAACAUUAGUUAACUGCAGUAGUUAACAUGAACUAACAAUAAACAGCAUUUAUUCAAAUUGGUCAUGUUAAUUUCAGCAUAUACACCAUGUUCCAUCAUGACCAGUGAAUAAUUGUAUUUUGUAAACUAACACUAACAAAGAUGAAUACAUGCUGUAAAAUUAUAUUAAUUGUUAGUUCCUGACACUCAAUGCAUUAACUAAUGUUAACAAAUGGAACCUUAUUGUAAAGUGUUACCAGAUACUUUUACAUUUAAUUAUAUUUGAAAUGUAUUUCCAGAU